Candidozyma duobushaemuli is the source of this 6018-nucleotide messenger RNA. RefSeq names its product clathrin heavy chain (gene CHC1). Gene Ontology annotation, cellular component: clathrin coat of trans-Golgi network vesicle; clathrin complex; clathrin coat of coated pit. Bases 1 to 6018 code for a protein of 2005 amino acids. The record is from RefSeq and is a predicted model, not a curated record. The transcript has 2 exons. Gene Ontology annotation, molecular function: clathrin light chain binding; structural molecule activity. NCBI's taxonomy places the organism in Eukaryota, Fungi, Ascomycota, Pichiomycetes, Serinales, Metschnikowiaceae. Gene Ontology annotation, biological process: receptor-mediated endocytosis; Golgi to endosome transport; intracellular protein transport.
AUGGAGAAUUUGGGGCUAGCGCUCCAGCUUGCCCUCAUAUCCAAGAAAGACUUUGUCAUACAAACCACUGAUUACCAUAAGUGUUUGAACUCCCUAAAAUACUUGGCCACUGAGAGGUUUAACAUUGAUGAUAUAGUGGAGGUUGAUCUCCAUGCUCUAGACGUUGAUUUCAAUGCUAUUGCGGAAAGCAUUAUUAAUCCAGAGGGUUUUGUCUACAGUAUGGUCAUCUGGAAGAAUCUAGAGACUGUGAAGCUCGAUUUCGAUAAAAAACGCAAUCUUCUACGAGUCUUGGAUGAGUUAUCGAGGUACGGCAAGGUGUCAUCGAGAAAUACUGACCAUGAGCCUUUUCAAUUGGGCGACCGGAUGGUAAGAAAGCCACCAAUCUGUAUUUUGGUUCCCAUCAUUGUCAAUGGUACUCAUAUGCCAAAGAUAAACCCGCAGAUCAAGAGCCGCUUUUUCUAUUCCCAGCUAUACAUCCCCCAGGACGGCGACGAGUUAAAGCUACAAUCAAGUAAUAAAGACAUCUUGCUGGCGAGAUGCAGUCUAGAGACCGUUUUUGUGAAGGCCACUGUUGAAGAGUACGCCUUCUCAUUGUUCGUGUUCGCCAGAUCACAUCGAUUAUGCUCCUUAGCUCCGCUUUCUAGUCGACCGCCUUUAUCUGCGAGAGAAAAUGUUCUUUUAUUGGCUAAGGCGUUAGUUGUUGCAAGAUCUGACGACGAUGAACGACUAUUUGUCACGCCGGAGCAUGUCAAAGUUGCCUUUCGAAAGGUGACAUCCUGGCUCAUAGAUUGGGAAACAAACCCUCUUUUUAGUGGCACUGGCGAAAAAGAUGAUUAUAGGAAAAAAAUGGAGAUCUCCAUGCUCACAGGUGAUUGGUUUGGAAGUGAGUGGAGGCACGUUGAAAAUUACUUAACGAAGAAUGCUUCGAAACCAGACAAAAACUCGACGACUGGAUUCACCAACCCAUUAGUUGAGGAUGUUUUGUUUUUCAAUCCCCGUGUGGCUGCUGGUUUAAAUAUGACGGACAUUCCCAUCAAUUUCACCCAAUUGGCUCAGUUGACCCAAUUGGGCAUUCAACAGCAGUCGCUUGAUUUUAAGUCAACCACCCUUGAAUCUGAUCGCUACAUAUGUGUGCGUGAAAGCACUCAGCAAGGCAACACUGUCGCCAUCAUCGAUGCUCAAAACAACUUUGAGGUGACCAGAAAGAACAUGACUGCUGACAAUGCAAUCAUGCAUCCUACUGAGAAUGUGAUUGCUUUGAGAGCCAAUGGUACUGCUUUGCAGGUCUUCAACUUGGGUACUAAACAAAGAUUGAAGUCCCACACGCUAGAGCAACCCGUUGUUCUUUGGAAGUGGUUGACCAACGAGGUAUUGGGUCUUGUCACCGCAUCCACCAUUUACACGUGGAAUAUCUUCGAUGGAACCAACGACGGACCCGUCAAGCUUACCGACAGACACCACACGCUCAACAGCUGUCAAAUCAUAAACUUUGUUGCUGAGCCAGACCUAAAUUGGUUUGCUGUCACUGGUAUCGCUCAGGAAGAUGGCAGAAUUGCUGGCCACAUUCAGUUGUUCUCCAAGUCUAGAGGCGUUUCACAGGCAAUUGAGGGUCAUGUAUCUCGUUUCGCCCAGAUCACGCUCAGCGGUGCCGCUAACCCCACCAAGGUCUUCUGUAUUGGUAACAAGACUGCCUCUGGCCAGGGUAACUUGCACAUUAUCGAAAUUGACCACGUCGAUGGCAACCCUCCAUUCCCCAAGAAGACUGUCGAGAUUUUUUUCCCUCCUGAUGCCACUAAUGACUUCCCCAUUUCGUUGCAAACCUCCAACAAGUACGGAAUUAUCUAUAUCUUGACCAAGUAUGGUUUCAUCCACUUGUACGACAUCGAGACCGGCUCCAACUUGUUUGUCAACAGAAUCACUGCUGAGCCUGUGUUCACCGCCGCCCCCUACAACGACGGUACAGGUCUCAUCACCAUUAACAAGUCGGGCCAAGUUUUGGCUGUCGAGAUCGCCAAGGACAAAAUCAUUCCCUACGUUUUGGACAACUUGUCCGAUGUAUCUUUGGCAUUGUCGCUCUCCUCCCGUGGUGGUUUCCCUGGUGCCGAAAACUUGUUCCAGCAGCAAUUCCAAAACUACUUGAGCCAAGGUGACUACACCAAUGCUGCCAAGGUGGCUGCCUCCUCUGAGCAAUUGAGAACCCAGGAUACUAUUAACAGAUUGAAACACAUCACUCCUUCUCCAGGACAGAUUUCUCCAAUCUUGCAAUACUUCUCCACCUUGUUGGACAGAGGUACUCUUAACAAGUACGAGUCGAUCGAGCUCGCCAAGCCAGUCUUGCAGCAAGACCGUAAACCAUUGUUUGAGAAGUGGUUGAAGGAGGACAAGUUGACUUCCAGUGAGGAGUUGGGUGACAUUGUCAAGUCUUACGACACUGCUUUGGCUUUAGCUGUCUACGUCCGUGCCAACGUUAAUAUCAAGGUUGUCUCGUCUUUGGCCGAGUUGGGUCAGUUUGAAAAGAUCCUUCCUUACUGCCAGAAGGUUGGUUACAACCCUGACUACACUAAUCUUAUUCAAAACUUGGUCCGCGUUAACCCAGAUAAGGCCAGUGAAUUUGCUGUUUCUUUGUUGGCCAACGGCGAUGCUAAUUUGAACAUCGAGAACAUUGCUGACUUGUUCUUCUCCCAGAACUACAUCCAACAGGGUACCGCUUUCUUGUUAGAUGCUCUUAAGAGUGACACCCCAUCUGAGGGCCACUUGCAAACCAAGGUUUUGGAGACCAACUUGUUGCACGCUCCUCAAGUUGCUGACGCGAUCUUGGGCAACCAGAUGUUCAGCCACUACGACAAGCCAAGCAUUGGUAAGUUGUGUGAGAAGUCUGGCUUGUUCCAGAGAGCUUUGGAGCACUACGACGAUUUGAAGGACAUCAAGAGAGUCAUUGUCCACACCAACGUGUUGCCAGCUGACUGGUUGGUUUCAUACUUUGGCCAGUUAAAUGUUCAGCAGUCCAUGGCCUGCUUGAACGAAUUAAUGACCAACAACUUGCAGCAGAACUUGCAAAUUGUGAUCCAGGUGGCAACCAAGUAUUCUGAUCUUCUUGGGCCUCUCAACUUGAUCAAGCUUUUCGAAACCUACAAGUCCAACGAAGGUAAGUACUACUACUUGUCCUCUAUCGUUAACUUGACACAGGACCCAGAUGUGGUUUACAAGUACAUUGAAGCUGCAAGCAAGUUGAAUCAGACCAAGGAAAUCGAGAGAGUUGUUAGAGAUAACAAUGUUUACAAUGGUGAAAAGGUUAAGAACUUCUUGAAGGAAGCUAACUUGGAAGACCAGUUGCCACUCAUUAUUGUUUGCGACAGGUUCAACUUUGUUCACGACUUGAUCUUGUAUUUGUACAAGAACAAGUACUUCAAGUUUAUCGAGGUCUAUGUCCAGCAAGUCAACUCUGCCAACACUCCCCAGGUGAUCGCAGGUUUGUUGGACGUUGACUGUGAUGAGAACAUCAUUAAAAGCUUGUUGAUGUCCGUUUUGGGCAGAGUUCCUCUUAAGGAGUUGGUCGAGGAAGUUGAAAAGAGAAACAGAUUGAAGAUUUUGUUGCCAUUCUUGGAGAAGACCUUAGAGGGUGGCUCUUCUGACCAGGAGGUUUACAACACCUUGGCCAAGAUUUACAUUGACUCCAACAACAGCCCUGAGAAGUUCUUGCAAGAAAAUCAACAAUAUGAUACUUUGUCUGUUGGUAGAUACUGUGAGAAGCGUGAUCCAUACUUGGCUUACAUUGCUUACUCCAAGGGUAACAACGACGACGAGUUGAUUAACAUCACUAACGAGAACAAGAUGUACAAGUACCAGGCAAGAUAUUUGUUGGCUAAAUCUGACUUCGACUUGUGGGCAAAGGUGUUGAGCCCAGACAACGAGUACAGAAGGCAAUUGAUUGACCAGGUUGUCUCUACUGGUAUUCCAGAAUUGAGUGAUCCUGAGGCCAUUUCUGUCACUGUGAAGGCAUUCAUGGAGAACGACUUGCCACAGGAGUUGAUUGAACUUUUGGAAAAGAUCAUCUUAGAGCCAUCUCCUUUCAACGACAACACUUCCUUACAGGGUUUGUUGCUUUUGACUGCUAUCAAGGCCGACUCAACCAGAGUUGCUAACUACAUUGAGAAGCUCGACAAGUUCGAUCCCAACGAAAUCGCUCCAUUGUGUAUUGACAAUGAUUUGUUCGAGGAAGCAUUCGAGAUCUACGAUAAGUUUGAACAAAGAACUGAUGCUAUGAAGGUGUUGGUUGAGGACAUCAUGUCGCUUGAUAGAGGUGAGCAGUACGCCGAGAAGCACGACACCUCGGACUUGUGGUACCAGUUGGGUACCGCUCAGUUGAACGGCUUGAGAAUUCCCGAGGCUAUCGACUCGUACAUUAAGUCUAAAAACCCACAGAACUUCGAGCAGGUUAUUGAAAUCGCUGAACGUGCUGGCAAGGAGGAGGAGUUGGUUCCAUUCUUGGACAUGGCUAGAGAGACUUUGAGGGAACCAGCUAUCGACAAUGCUUUGAUCAACUGCUACGCCAACGCCAACAGAUUGACUGACAUCGAGAAGUUUGUUGCUGGACCCAAUGUGGCUGUUUUGGAAGACAUCGGUGACAAGUUGUUCGAGGCAAAGAACUACAAGGCCGCUAAGAUUUUGUACUCCAACAUCUCAAAGUACUCCAAGUUGGCCACCACCUUGGUUUAUUUGGAGGACUACCAGUCUGCUGUUGACUGCGCCAGAAAGGCUUCCAACACUCAGGUUUGGAAGCAGGUCAACAGUGCCUGUAUUGAGAACAAGGAGUUCAGAUUGGCCCAGAUUUGUGGUUUGAACUUGAUCAUCGAUGCUGAGGAGUUGCCAGAGUUGGUGAAGACCUACGAGUACAACGGUUACUUCGACGAGGUUAUUGCUCUCUUCGAAAGCGGUUUGGGUUUGGAGAGAGCUCAUAUGGGAAUGUUCACCGAGCUUGCCAUUCUUUACACCAAGUACAAGCCUGAGAAGGUGAUGGAGCAUUUGAAGUUGUUCUGGUCUCGUAUCAACAUUCCAAAGGUCUUGACCGCCUGUGAAUCCGCUCACCUUUACCCAGAGUUGAUUUUCUUGUAUUGCCACUACGAGGAGUGGGACAACGCUGCCUUGACCAUGAUGGACAAGUCUGAGGUUGCCUUCGACCACAGUUCUUUGAAGGAGAUCAUUGUGAAGGUUUCCAACUUGGAGAUUUACUACAAGGCCAUCAACUUCUACUUGAAGGAGAACCCAACCCUCCUCGUGGACUUGAUGUCUGUCUUGAUUCCAAAGCUUGAUCUUCCAAGAGUUGUCAGAAUGUUUGUUAAGUCUGACAACCUUCCAUUGAUCAAGCCUUUCUUGAUUUCUGUGCUUGACAAGAACAACUCGAUUGUCAAUGGCGCUUACCAUGAUCUUUUGAUUGAAGAGGAGGACUACAAAUCUUUGCGUUCUGCCAUUGAGUCUGAGUCGAGCAACAGAUUCAACUCAUUGGACUUGGCUGAGAGAUUGGAGAACCAUGACCUCAUUUUCUUCCGCCAGAUCUCCGCCACCUUGUACACCAAGAACAAGAAGUUUGCCAAGUCUAUUCAAAUCUUGAAGAAUGACAAGUUGUGGGCUGACUUAAUUAAGACUGUUGCCAUCUCCAAAUCUACCAAGCUUGCGCACGAUCUUUUGGAUUACUUUGUUGAGACUGGUAACCACGAGGGUUUCGUUGCCCUCUUGUACACCGCCUACUCUUUGAUUGAGUACGACUAUGUGAUUGAGUUGGCUUGGUUGCACAACUUGGGCAACUUCAUCAAGCCAUACGAGAUUUCUGUCGCGUACGAGAACCAGAGGAAGUUGAACGAGGUCUACGAGGACUUAGAGAAGAGAAGAGCUGCUGAGAAGACAGAUGAUGAGCCAGCUGCUGGGCAGCCAUUGAUGAUCACGAGCGGUGCUGGCUUGGGAAUGAACAACACCGGCUUGGGAUACCAGCCCACGGGCGCUGGAUUCGGCAAUGCCUUUUAA